AUGAGGCUUCAUGCUCGACUCGAGUCAAGCCUCCACUCGUGGGACUCGUUCUUACUGUCUUGCCAGUCCAAACUACGAUGGGUAGGCUCAAAGCCAAUUGAAUUGAAGUAUUACCGGUUUUAUGGAAAAUCCCGUCCUCUCCAAGAACAGGUCCAGGGGAUCACCAGGAUUGGCCGCUUUGUUCACCACCAGUUUCCAGAUCCCGCCGAGACUAAGCCAGUCACUGGCCGUCGUGGCCGUGGUGGAUUCUUCAACGAGCCUGACAGUCCCGAGAUGGACAGCACCGCCGUGACAGGUUCAGGCCACCGUGACAUUGACCAAUCUGGCAUGCUGGCCGAGUCCCCCAACCUGCCCCCGCACCCCACCACGACUUCUUCGUCAGACAACGCAACCCACACUCAUCACAAUUCCGCGGAACAGCAGGAGUCAGAGGGUGUAACUGUACAUGAUGAAGACAUGUAUACCAUGGGCAGAAUCUCGCCAUUGAACUUAGAUAUAGACCACGAGGCGGCUAUGAUGAAGGGAAAUUCUCGCUCGGGAACUACCUUCGUCAUGGCAAAUGGCAUGGAGGUCGUCCCAGACGAAAUUGAUGACGAUUGGUAUCAUGCCUCGCAAGCUGUUACUGCGGCGGUGGCGGCGGCUUCCCAACUUCAAUUCGCAGCGGAAUCUAACUCGGAUUCGGAAUCAGUACUAAUGGCCACUGCCGCGAUGGACAGUUACAUAGAUUGGCCCGAGGAAGACUCAGAGUAG
Suillus clintonianus is the source of this 750-nucleotide messenger RNA. RefSeq lists its product as uncharacterized. The transcript has 3 exons. NCBI's taxonomy places the organism in Eukaryota, Fungi, Basidiomycota, Agaricomycetes, Boletales, Suillaceae. The record is from RefSeq and is a predicted model, not a curated record. The coding region runs from base 1 to 750 and encodes 249 amino acids.